Molecule: messenger RNA, 1504 nt
Organism: Trichoderma asperellum CBS 433.97
Lineage: Eukaryota; Fungi; Ascomycota; Sordariomycetes; Hypocreales; Hypocreaceae
Source: RefSeq, a predicted model, not a curated record
CUCAACACAACACCCUCCUCGAUUUGUCUUCAUGGCGUCCAGUCAGGACGGGGAGCAAGCCCCCCUUCUCCGAGCAACUCAUCAUGUUGACGAUGCCAGAGAACCUGUUGUUGGCAAUGCUCCCAUAUCGCGUCUGGCUAUCAUCGUCCAAUGCCUUCUGUUGCUCUUCUUCGUAGGUAUUGGAAAGACACUCAUUAUAAGACCAAUAAACCAGAUACAAGAAGACAUUUUAUGUCACAAACCUAACAUGAAUGACACACAUGUUUUAGAUAACUAUGCUUGUGAAGACAACGAAUUGUCUCUACUUCGAAGCUGGAUAAUCGCUUUCGAAAGUUUCAUGAGCUUUUUGGCCGCCGCACCAUGUGGUAUGGCGGCUGAUACAUAUGGACGUAAACGAGUACUUCAAUUGUCCAUUGCAGGUAUCAUCUUGGCACAAGCAUUUGACGCGGUUAUAUGCUGUUUCCCAGAACAGUUCCCAAUCCAGUUGGUGGGGUUGAAGGGAAUUUGGACUCUAAUAGGGGGUGGUGGUACUAUCCUUUCGGCCAUGAUAUUCACGAUAGCAAGUGACAUCAGCCUAGAUACACAAAGGUCAACUAUGUUCUUUUACCUUACGGCUGCUGCAAUAUCGAGUGAACUGCUAUCCUACCCGGUAUUGCUGGCUCUCACCUACGCAGGCAACUGGGUUUCCAUAUAUGCCGGCUUUGGUUGCCUAAUUGCUUCGUUCUUGAUCACUCUCUCCUUGCCAGAGACUCUCGUACCAGACCUCAGGAGUGGUGGCCCAAUGAUAGUAUCUGAUACAUCAAUCCCUUCGUUUAACAACUUUCGACUCACCCAGUUCCUAACAUCAAUGGUUGUGUUAAUCCAUCGUACUUUUUCCGAGAAUAAGAAGCUAGGAAUGCUUAUAGUAUUCUGUGUAUUCACUACAACGGGCAACAAUGUAGCACUCCUCGUCACGCAGCAAUCUUCACAGCGACCCGACUCCGCAGAUAUACCAAUAUUUAUAUCGAUAUUUUGGUCCAGCAUUUUAAAAGUCGUUUUGUUGACCAUGAUACUACCCCUAACCAGCCGCCUCCUUAUCAAGAAGCUCCGCUUCAGCCCAAUGAGAAAGGACAUAUCUAUCUCACGGGCUAGCGUUGUAGCGCUUGUGGCCGGAUCUUUGGGGAUAGCAAUUGCAAAACGAUUCCAGUCACCUAUAGUAAUCGCAGCCAUCUACGUCUAUGCUCUUGGAUGUGGAUAUAGCCCAGCUAUGCAUAGCCUCCUUGGCCAUCUGUCCGGGGGCCAUCACAUUGGCAUGUUGUACGCAACUAUUGGCGCAAUGCAAAGCAUAGGUACCUAUAUAGCCGGUCUUAUGUUUGGAAUCUCGGUUGAAAUUGUGCCAUUUAUUUUUAUAUUUUUGUUCCUGGCUGUUGUUGCGGGCACCUUAUUUUGUUUACAAUUGGAAGAGACGGAGCAAGGAGAACUAAUUUGGAUUGAUCUGGAUUAUCUUGAAUCGCACAGCAAUUAG